CAAAAAGCCGGCUCCAGCCUCGCAAAACGCGCCUGUUGCAAGGAGCGCCGACGAGCGCAGUUGCCGGGCCUGCUGCGCUUUUUUUGCGCGCGCCCAGCAGUGCUAAAUCCGCCGCGCGCGCGUGAAACGCCGCCGCACGCGGCGCUUGGACCCCGGGGGUCCCCGGCCGCGCGGCAGCGCAGGAGGGCCGUGGCGCAGCGUCUGCUUCGACGGCGCACGCACCGAAAUAAUCUGAGUGGUAAGCCAGGGGAUUUCGGGCGUGCGACAGGAAGCCGACCGCGCCGCCUACCUUAUUUGUUUUUUUCGAGUCGUUUGUAAUUAAAUCAUGGUGAUCCUCUCGGCCGCCGUGACGACGAAGAACGGCCGCGCCCUGCUGUCGCGGCAAUUCGUCGACAUGAACCGGUUGCGGGUGGAGGGCUUGCUGGCCGCGUUUCCCAAGCUCCAAGGGACAGGCGCCGCGCGGCGCCCAAAUCAAGACCACGGUGCCUUCAUUUGCUGCUGACCGCCACGCCAUCGACGCGCCUGCGCGAUGGCGACGCCAUCGACGCGCCUGCGCGAUGGCGUACCGGCGGCGGCGCGUCCGUUGAUUGAGCCACGAGCACCCAACUCACCGGUCGAAACACAGGCAACAAGCAGCACACCUUCGUAGAGACGGAUAGCGUACGAUACGUCUACCAGCCCGUCGAAAGUAUAUUCUUGUUGCUCAUCACGAACAAGGCGUCGAACAUCGUCGAGGACUUGGAGACGCUACGAUUGUUAAGCAAGGUCGUCCCCGAGAUCGCCGGAGGGACCAGUGAAGACAAGGUGAGCGACCACGCCUUCGAGCUAGUUUUUGCGUUUGACGAGGUCAUCACGACGGGCGGCUACCGCGAAACUAUUGAUAUGAGGACCAUCCGGCAAAACCUCGACAUGGACUCGCACGAGGAAAAACUCGCCAAUAUGGUCAAGAAGUCGAAACUCGACGCGGCGAAGGACCAGGCCAAGCACAUGUCCCAGGUCAUCAAGCAGAGACAAAGGGAUGCGAUGAAGACCGGGAUGGGCGGCGGCGGUCCCAUGGCCGGGAUGGGCGGUGGAGAUAUGGAUGAAGACGACGAGUAUAACGGUGGCAGUCCCUUCGGCGGCCAGCAGAACGGCGAUAGCGAUUUCAUGGAUGCCUACGCGAAUCCGGCGCCACCUCCCGAACCGGAACCGAUUAUUCAAGUCCAGGGCAUGAAGCUGGGCAAGAAGAAGAAGGGGAAAGUGGAUCUCAUGUCGAAGAUGGCCGCGGAGGACGGGUUAGAUGUGCGCGCUUCCAUGCCUCAGGAAGAGAUUGCGGACGCGCCGCCGCCGCCGCCUGCCGCUGCGACGUCCCAACCCAUCGCUUUGAGUGUUGAAGAGAAAUUAACUAUCUCCCUGUCGCAGGAGGGCGCCUUGGAGGCCUUUGAUUUGAAGGGUACUCUAUCUCUCACGGCGAACGAUGACGUCGCCGCAGCUUGCAGAUUAACGGUCGCUCAUAAGACGGCAGCUGCGGGCACGACGUUCGCGACUCACCCGAAAGUGGACAAGAAGGCCUGGGAGAGCGACGGCAUCGUGCAGAUGAAGGGCAACGCGAAGGGCUUCCCCGUCGGUCGGGCCGUGGGUGUGGUGCGAUGGGCUUUAUCUACCACAGAUGAACAACAGGUACCUCUAACGAUCAACUGCUGGCCGGAAGACGAGGGCGACGGCCAGAUGAACGUGAACAUCGAGUACACGGCUGCUCGUAGUGGUAUGGAGUUGUAUGAUGUCUCGAUUAAGAUUCCCGGGUGUGCUUCGAACCCGGAGAUCGUCUCGGUAGAUGGCACGCACCAGCACGAUGCUCGAUCGGAGAUCUUGGACUGGCAGCUCGACUGUAUUGAUUCCGGGAACCCUACUGGUACGCUCGAAUUCAACAUCGCGCAGAAGGACGAGGGCGCGUUCUUCCCCAUCGAGGUCUCCUUCCGGUCCAAGUCCCUCUACUACGACGUGCCUAUCAGCAGCGUCGAGAGCACGGAGGGCCACGGGUCCAUCGGCUACUCGCUCGACAAGAAGGUGACGGUGGAUUCCUUUAGAAUCGCUUAGGAGGUCGCGCGCCUUCCCGCGCGUCGGCUAAGUGGGGCAACCAA
Pelagomonas calceolata is the source of this 2120-nucleotide messenger RNA. The record is from the annotation of a GenBank genome assembly. NCBI's taxonomy places the organism in Eukaryota, Pelagophyceae, Pelagomonadales, Pelagomonadaceae.